Molecule: messenger RNA, 5252 nt
Organism: Electrophorus electricus (electric eel)
Lineage: Eukaryota; Metazoa; Chordata; Actinopteri; Gymnotiformes; Gymnotidae
Gene: ksr1a
Product: kinase suppressor of ras 1a
Biological process (GO): Ras protein signal transduction; protein phosphorylation
Cellular component (GO): cytoplasm
Molecular function (GO): protein serine/threonine kinase activity; ATP binding
Source: RefSeq, a predicted model, not a curated record
GACGGUAAAAACCUGGUGUGUGAGAGCGGCCGGGGGAAGACGGGCUAAGAGUCUCGCAGCAGAGCGAGCGUGUCGCGCGCGGACCCGUCCAACCACGCCGGGCGCACGGUGCAGCAGGACUCGCCAUCGCCUCGGAUCACGGUGCUUUUUUUUUUCUUCUUUUUUCUUAAAAAAAUAAAAAAUAAAAUUCUUCCUUGUCGGACUGUCUGCCGGAGGUGUUUGGUGGCAAGGCGCACGGUUAGGACGUCUUGCGCGUCCUCCCCGUCGGUAGCUCGCGAUCUGCCCGUCCACUUCGUGCCCAAUGACGAGGGAUGGAGUGUGUGAACGGUAGAGGAGGAAUGAUGGUCGAGAGGGAGCGCGGCAGUGGGGCGGCGAGGGCCGCGCUACACCAGUGCGAGCUGAUCCAGAACAUGAUCGAGAUCUCCAUCUCAAGCCUGCGAGGGCUGCGCACCAAAUGCGCGGCGUCCAACGACCUUACCCAGCAGGAGAUACGCACUUUAGAGGUGAAGCUUAUGAAGUACACCUGCAAGCAGUUGCAGUGCAAGCUGAAGGUGCCGGAGACGGACAGGCCACAGGCCCUGGACAGCUACCCACGGCUGGGCGACUGGCUUCACAUUGUCAACCUGAGACCCGAACUCAUAGAGGCGGUUCCUGUGAAGUUGUCGUUGGAUGCCUUGCUGCAGAUGCCCGGCGCCCAGGUGCAAGAGACCAUGAGGAGGUUGGGCUCCAGUGCAGAGGAGUGUGCCCGGCUCAGUGCUGCCCUCUCCUGCUUGAAGAGUGCCACUGAAUCAGGAGAGUUUAAACAGGAGGAAGGCUGCUGGUUAUCUGAGCCCACCAGGCGGGACAGUGGUGGCCUGAGCACAGCCGACCAGAUCCCCUUACUGGGCGGUCCCAUGCGGGCCCACAGCCCCUCCCCUCUCACCCGGCAGCCGGCCACGCCCUCCACACCCCUCACCCCCUGCCCCCGCCCUCGCCACGUUCUCUCCGCUGCCGAGGCCCACAUCUCCCACGGUUACGCUGACAGCUUGACGGAUCCCAGCCCCUACUAUUCCUCCCGGCCUGUCCGUCUUCACGGCCACACCUCCACCCCGCCCAUCACCCCGCCUUCCAAGAGGAGGCACCGCCUGAAGCCGCCGUGCACGCCGCCGCCGCCCUCGCGCAAAGUGCUCCACCUGCUGCCCAGCAUCACCCUCACACGCAGCAAGAGCCACGAGAGCCAGCUGGCCAAUCGCAUCGAUGACACACCCACCAGCAAAUUUCCUAGAGUUUAUGAGCAGUGUCACAACAGGAUACACUCCCUAAGGCUGAAGUCCAAAAGAGGGUGCGGGAAGAAGAACAAGCUCUUCCUGAACGUCCAGAUCAACGGUAACGGGUGUGAGGACCCGCCGUCACGCUCUCCACUGCUAAAUGCCCGCACACCUGGUGCUGUGCCCAACACCUCCCCCUACACUCUGCCAGGGACCCCCACACUGCUGGAGGAACACAGAGGCCUGAGGAAUAGCAUGGCCGUCCACCGCAGCUCUCCCCAGGCUGUGAGGAGGGACAUCGGCUUGGCUGUCACUCACAGGUUCUCCACCAAGUCCUGGCUCUCCCAGACGUGUCAAGUGUGUCAAAAAAACAUGAUUUUUGGAGUGAAGUGCAAACACUGCAGGCUAAAGUGUCAUAAUAAAUGCACAAAAGAGGCUCCUUCCUGCCGGAUAUCAUUCCUCCCCAUUGCUAAGAUCAGGAGAACGGAGUCUGUACCGUCAGACAUCAACAACCCCGUGGACCGGCCAGCCGAGGCACCGCAGUUCGGCACACUGCCGAAGGCGAUAACCAAGAAGGAGCAUCCACCUGUGCUGAAUCAGCUGGACUCCAGCAGUAACCCCUCCUCCACCACCUCCUCCACCCCCUCCUCUCCUGCCCCCUUCCAGCAGAGCAACCCCCCCAGUGCCACCCCACCCCCCAACCCCUCACCCAAGGGUCACCGUGACAACCGCUUCCACUUCCCAGCUGCCUGCUACUUUCAGCAUAGACAGCAGUUCAUCUUUCCUGACGUGUCCAGCUCCAACACUCUCCACCCAGAAGGCCUCCCUGAUCCAGUCGGAGAGGCCGAACCUUCGGCACAGGAUGUGCGCGCUCGUCUGGCCGAGCACGAAGACGGGGAGGAGGAAGAGUUGGGUGACGAGGAAGCAGAGGAAGAGGAAGACCCAGGCGUUGACGAGGAAGACGAGGGGGAGGAAGGCGAGGAGGAAGAGGAGGGAGAAGAGGACGAGGGCAGGCUGAACGGCGGCUCAGAGGGAGAGGGCGAGGGGGACGAGCUGGACGACCUGCCUAGCGCUCGAACGGGGGGCGGGGACGUGGGCGGGGACGUUAGUGGGACCCACUGGAAGGGCCCGAUCUCGCGCAAGGCCAGCCAGACCAGCGUGUACCUGCAGGAGUGGGACAUCCCCUUCGAGCAGCUGGACCUGGGCGAGCUGAUUGGCAAGGGCCGCUGGGGGCGGGUGCAUCGGGGCCGCUGGCACGGAGAGGUGGCCAUCCGCCUGCUGGAGAUCGACGGCAACAACCAGGACCACCUGAAGCUCUUCAAGAAGGAGGUGAUGAACUACCGGCAGACGAGGCACGAGAACGUGGUGCUGUUCAUGGGAGCCUGCAUGGCACCUCCUCACCUCGCCAUCAUUACCAGUUUCUGCAAAGGCCGGACGUUGUAUUCAGCUGUGAGAGACACAAAGAACAUGCUGGACAUCAACAAGACAAGACAGAUUGCCCAGGAGAUUGUGAAGGGAAUGGGCUAUUUGCAUGCCAAGGGCAUAGUUCACAAGGACCUGAAGUCUAAGAACGUCUUUCACGACACCAACAAAGUGGUGAUCACAGACUUUGGCCUUUUUGGGAUCUCUGGAGUGGUUCAGGAGGGACGGCGGGAGAAUGAACUGAAGCUUCCUCAUGGCUGGAUAUGCUACCUGGCUCCAGAGAUUGUACGCAAGAUGAGCCCUGGUAACAGCGAGGACCAGCUUCCCUUUUCUAACGCCGCCGACGUCUACGCCUUCGGCACGAUCUGGUACGAGCUGCAGGCGCGGGACUGGCCGAUCACCAACCAGCCGGUGGAGGCCACCAUCUGGCAGGUGGGCAGCGGAGACGGCAUCAGGAAGGUGCUAGCAGAGAUCAGCCUAGGCAAAGAGGUCACGGAGAUUCUGUCAGCCUGCUGGUCGUACGACCCGCGUGAGCGGCCCACCUUCACGCAGCUGGCCGACCUGCUGGAGAAGCUUCCCAAACUGAACCGCAGGCUGUCCCACCCGGGCCACUUCUGGAAGUCCGCAGAGUAUGUAUCCUAGAGGCGGGGAUAUAGGGGUGGGAGGCCCGCCCCCUUUUACCUGACCGCAACCGCGCCACUCUAUGUGCGUGCGUGGAGGCGCGUGCACAAGCACUCGCUCCAUGCUUGGGUGGAUGUGCUGGGGUGAGUGGUGUCCACUCUGUGGGUGGAGAGCGCACCGCCUCCGCAGUGGCUGCUGGUCCGAAAUGUUCAGCAGGAAUUACACAACUGUGGUGCACAAGCCCGUAUAUUACCUGUAUAUUAGCGGCUUCUCUCUUUACCAAAAAAUAUCAGACAUUCAGUUUAUUUCCUCCUUUCCUUCCACCACCUGUCUUCCUGCCCUUCUUGCUCACGUGUGAACACAGAAACACUAACCUACGCUGACCUACGCUUCACGUAAACGAUCUCCGGUUUUAUUCUGCUUUCCCUUCGUCUAUUAACAGCCUCAUCCGCGCUCUCUCUUUUCUGCUCUUCCUUCUCUCCAUCUGUAGGCUGUAGCCGUCUGUCUGAAACCUGAGGCGUCGCCAAACCUAGCCUGACCCCGUCUUGCAUGUGUGCUGAGCUCCUUAACUCCGCCAGACUGGGAGAGAAAGGGCUGUGUGAUCCAGGUUCCGCCUCCGUUCCUCUGCUGUCCCUGCCUCUGCCUCUGAUGUUUCCUCUUACUCUCUCGGAAGAGAGAGCGCCGUUGGCAACAGAGCAGGGAAAAGGGGGAAGGGUUACUCUCGCAUCCCUGUUUUUGGUUUUUGUUUUUUUUUUUUUUACCCUUCGGAGUUAGCGUUGGCGACUCCCUCUCCAUUUCCAGCACUCUGUGUCUUGGCUGAAUUUGGACUCGUGGGACGUAGCGCCAGGCUGGUGGGAGGCGCGUCUCUGCCCGAGGCAGCCUGCUGUCCCGUUUCUAUGCUGCGUUUCCCUCCAGAGUCCCGCUGGGAUGGCCGGGUCUGCCGAGAUGCCCCGUGCGAGGCUGGCGGCGUCGAGCACUUACAUCUCCCUUGCUUCCUCAGUGGUCUUACUAAACUGCUUCUGCCUCCUUAGACGCUGUGUAAUAUUGCUGCUCUCUUUCCCUCUUUGCACGGACUGGGAUUAGAUCCAGUCACACCCUUAUUUGCUUAUCGCCGCCUCAUUGGGCUCAAAGUGUGUGCUUAUAGAAGACUGAGCCAUGGUCUCUGAAGAAACCAGCAAAAGCAUCUCCAGAGCUGGUGAAGGGGAGGGGGGGGGAUCUUUCAGACAGAAACUGAGUGUCUUUGUCAAGUUCAUUGAGCCUUUUUUGACACCCCACUGGUCCACUAUUGACUGUUUACUGUGCUUGCUCUCCGAUUUGCUAGCUGGGUGUCACAAUGAGCCUACAAGAAGUGCGGCUGUCUUCUCCACUUAAGUAGUUUCCAGGUUUUUAGCUGAUUAUGAUUAGUGUCAAAGUACAUCCUUUUGUUUUGGUUACAGAACGAGCAUGACAGUGUUCCAUACCAAGUUCCAUAAACAUUACCUCUCGUGCGAGUUUGUGUGUUUUGGGUAUUGUGGGUGCUUGUGUUGUUGCAUACAUGUGGAUGAUGAUGAUGAUGAUGAUGAUGGUGUGUGUGUGUGUGUGUGUGUGUGUGUGCGUACGUAAUGUGUAAAUAUAUGGGUUAAUUCUGUAAAAGACUGGAGUAUUUGUGGUAUGGAAAUGUACAUGUAUAAAUCUGAUUAUUUAUUGUACAGCUAGCAGUUCUUUUAAUAUUUAUAUGAGGAUUUUAUAUAUAAUGUACAUGACCUUUUUGACCAAGAACUGCUCUCCUAUUUCAGAUGUAUAUAUCUUUAUAUUUUUUCAUGUACAAAUACACUGUUAAAAAAAUUGUACAUUUUAUAGAAUGGGUGAAUACAUGUUGUUAUGUACAAAUUCAUAUUUUUGUAUUGCAUGUGGCUACCAUUCUGUAUACAGUACGUGUUGUCUGUUUUCAUCCUCGGAAAACAAUAAAAACCAAGUCUGUUA